This is a messenger RNA of Suillus discolor, 844 nucleotides long. RefSeq names its product carbohydrate-binding module family 50 protein. The record is from RefSeq and is a predicted model, not a curated record. Bases 89 to 667 code for a protein of 192 amino acids. The transcript is spliced from 4 exons. NCBI's taxonomy places the organism in Eukaryota, Fungi, Basidiomycota, Agaricomycetes, Boletales, Suillaceae.
CUCCCUUUCAAUCCUCAACUAGGAGUUCUUUGUUUUGCAAAAAACAGCACUUAUCCACUGGUUGGCCUUUUGUGCGUAACGAACAACUAUGGGGCGCUGGACGCAGUAUGAUGAAGACGAUUACAGACUCCCAGAAGGCGUCAAGCGAGUUGGUUACGACGCCGACAGUGAGCGGUAUUAUUUCCGUGACCGUGAAGGAUUGGUAUACCAAGGGCCAGAGGGCUCUGAAUUCGGGGAGCUUAAGCUAGUGUCUGAAAUACCCUCUUCCAUCCCUCAAGAGGUAGAUGAAGACAGUGACCUGGAAGCUGCUCCUACUGGCACUGACGGUUAUCGCAUCUUGGCGCUAGAUGAGAACGGCACCCGGUACAAUCCCCGGGGAGGAGCUUACCGCACACUUUUCCCGUUCUUUCUCAUGAUCGCUGUCGUCUUAUUAUUGGUCUGGCGUCUCGUUCUGUUGCCUACACGUAUCGCUCCUGUUCCAUGCCCUUCAACGACCCUCUCCUACAUCGUGCAACCUGGAGACACUUGUUGGGAUAUUGCCAACGACCACAAUUCCUCUUUAGACAAACUUCUCAUUGUCAACCCUAAAGUGGACUGCGACAAACUCAUGCCUGGUGAACGUGUUUGCGUUCCAGAUGAAGGGAUGUCCAUUAGUGUCCGUUUCUAGGGACUUUUUUAUUAUUUCAAAACAUAUUCCACGCAGCAUAGUCUCAUUUGUAUAUUAUUGCUCAUCGCAUAUGGACAUUCGGAUAUUGGUUUUGUACCCAACAGUUUACUUUUAGAUGACGUCAGAACUGAAUGUGGUAACGCAGCUGCAUAGCCACUAUGCUUCUGUUCAACUUUC